GACGGGACGGGUUUUCGGCGGGGCGGAGCCGCCAUCUUGAAUUGCGCUUCCGUGCAGCCUGCAAGAGAGCCAGCGGCGAUUGGCGGCCAGGGGCGCCCUUCCUUUCCCAUGGAUACCAUGACAAGCCCUGAAAAAGAACACUGCAGAAUGAAAAGUUACAAAAAUAAUGCUCUCAAUCCCCAAGAGAUGCGGCGGCGAAGAGAAGAGGAAGGUAUUCAGCUUCGGAAACAAAAGAGAGAAGAACAAUUAUUCAAACGCAGAAAUGUGUCUCUACUGGGAAAUGAUGAGUCAAUGCAAGAAAGUCCCAUUCAGGAUCCUGAUGUCAGUUCUACUGUACCUAUACCUGAGGAAGACGUAAUUACUUGUGAUAUGGUGCAGAUGGUUUUCUCGGAGGAUCCAGACCAACAGCUUGCAGCAACCCAGAGGUUUAGAAAACUACUUUCUAAAGAACCGAAUCCUCCAAUAGAUGAAGUCAUACAAAAACAAGGGGUUGUGCAGAGAUUUGUGAAAUUUCUGGAAAGAAAUGAUAACUGCACUCUUCAGUUUGAAGCUGCCUGGGCUCUUACAAAUAUAGCAUCUGGAACAUUCCUCCACACCAAAGUAGUGAUUGAAACUGGAGCUGUCCCGAUUUUUAUUAAAUUGUUGAAUUCUGAACAUGAAGAUGUCCAGGAGCAGGCAGUGUGGGCUCUUGGUAAUAUUGCUGGAGACAAUGCAGAAUGCAGAGAUUAUGUGUUAAGCUGCGGAAUACUUCCCCCACUCUUACAACUUCUGACAUACUCUAACAGACUUACAACAACUAGGAAUGCAGUAUGGGCCCUUUCCAAUCUCUGCAGAGGCAAAAAUCCGCCUCCAGAUUUUAGUAAGGUUCGACCUUGCUUAGGUGUUCUGUCAAGACUGUUGUUUAGCAGUGACCCAGAUGUAUUAGCAGAUGCUUGCUGGGCCCUCUCUUACCUUUCAGAUGGACCUAAUGAUAAAAUCCAAGCAGUUAUUGAUUCUGGAGUCUGCCGAAGAUUAGUUGAACUUCUGAUGCACAAUGACUACAAGGUGGUAUCUCCUGCAUUAAGAGCAGUUGGAAAUAUCGUAACUGGUGAUGACAUCCAAACACAAGUAAUUCUAAAUUGCUCUGCAUUACCCUGUCUCUUACAUUUGCUGAGUAGUCCCAAGGAAUCUAUUCGGAAAGAAGCAUGCUGGACAGUUUCUAAUAUUACUGCAGGAAACCGAGCUCAGAUCCAGGCUGUCAUAGAUGCAAAUAUAUUUCCAGUGCUGAUUGAAAUUCUUCAGAAAGCUGAAUUUCGUACCAUCAAGGAAGCAGCCUGGGCCAUCACUAAUGCAACAUCAGGAGGUACUCCUGAACAGAUCAGCUACCUGGUGGCAUUAGGUUGUACCAAACCUCUCUGUGAUCUCCUGACUGUGAUGGAUUCCAAAAUAGUCCAGGUAGCUUUGAAUGGACUUGAAAAUAUUCUGCGACAUGGAGAACAAGAAUCUAAGCAAAGUGGAAUUGGAGUUAAUCCUUAUUGUGCCCGUAUAGAAGAGGCAUAUGGACUAGAUAAAAUUGAAAUUCUUCAGAGUCAUGAAAACCAGGAGAUCUACCAAAAAGCAUUUGAUCUUAUUGAACAUUACUUUGGUGUGGAAGAGGAAGAUGCUAAUAUUGUUCCACAAGUGGAUGAAAAUGAGCAGCAAUUUCUGUUUCAGCAGCAGGAAGCUCCAAUGGAGGGAUUUCAGUUGUAAUUGUUAAAAUGAAUACAAAUUCUGUAGCUCCUCAUACAGACUUCUGCUUCCUGGCCAGCAUCAAGGAAGACACGAAUGUUUCUGCUAAAGACAGAUAAAGAAGCAGCUCAUGCACUUGAGUUUUCUGUCAGAUGCAACUUUUUGUUCAUUCUUUUUAUAUUUGUGUGAUUCCAUUGUGUUAGUCCAAUUACACUAAUUGCAACUGUUUAAAAAGUUGCCGAGCUUGAAUAAUGGUCUCAUUAGCUAUUGCUGCAGUUUUUCAGGCAGUUACUAGAAAUGAAUAAUUAUGCAUAAACAGCUGUUGAUAUUUUGAAUUUUGGCUGUAGGGUUCAGGUGCCCAGUCUAUACUAAGUCUACCUCUUUAUACUGGAGCAAAAUGAAAGUGAGACAUAUACAUAUGUUUGUGUGUAUGAUCUCCUAGCAAAAGCUUAACUUAGAAUGUGAAGAAGUAUUUAUUUAAAUAGUGAAAAUAUAGUUUUAUGUGUGAUACUUUGCGAUAAACUGGUGAAAUAUAUUUAUAUUUGAAAUCAUAACACUUACUGGGACAUACUGCUGAUUAUAUGACAUAGCAUUGAAAUAUAGCAAAAACAAGUUUUUCUGCUGUGUGAGAAGAUGUGGUAGCUAGUAUUAAUUUGCGAUAUAUGUAGGCCUUGCAGCCUAGCUAUGUAAUGGAAGUUCCUUCUUCCUCUGCUUAGUCUGCAGUGGUAUUACAAAUAAGGCUGCCACGGUUUCUACCAGUCACUGUAGAUCUAUCUUAAACAGCAGGUUGUGGAGACAUGUGUAGGCAGUCAUGUUUACUGUCUGUGCUGUCAGAAGCUGGUACUUCCCCAGCAGGCUGCCACUAAAGGCAGGCCAUGCCAGGAUUUUUUAAUGGCCCUUUGACAACUUUAAGGGCAAGUUGGAGAGCAUUUCUUCCUUUGUGCUCAUACUUUUGUAAUGCCUGGGGCAGGGGAUUCUUAUGAGGGCCAGGGACUGUUUCUAUAGUUACAUAGAAUCAGAUUUCUGAAUGGAAGGCUCCAUGUUUAACAUAUAUGUUACCAAAGUGUUCAGACCUCUUGAAACUAUUUUUUUCUUGAAACGCUGACUACAUGCUUUAUUUGUACAAAGUCAGUAUGUUGUAACUGAUCAAAUAAGAUUAAUGUGACGGUACGUUUUGGGGGAUAGCCAAGGGAUACAGUUAUUUUUUAUUUUAAACCGAUGUUUUAAACAGGGCAUGUACAGUGUUGAUUGCUCUAACUUUAUAGGUAGAACAUCUUUUGAAGUAGAUUGACAAAAAGAAAUGUGGUUUUGCUGUAAACAUAGUAGGUUCUUGAACACACAAACGCUUCUGACGGUGUAUGCAAAAUGUCUAAUGCCAAACAUUUUAUACAAAGUUACUACAAUGAAGCCUUGGGGCCAGUCUGCUGCAGAGUUCCGAUCUCUUUGGACUUUUUCCCCUGCUACCGUGUUUCCCUGAAAAGAAGACGUACCCUGAAAAUAAGCCCUAAUGCAUCUGUCUUAUUUUCGGGAAACACAGUAGCAAAAUUAAAGCACUCUGAUUUGGCUAACUAGAAAUCACGUGAUCUCUAUAGGAUUUUUUCCUCCCAACAUUCUAUAAAUUUUUUCCAAUUAUUUCCCGUUUUCUUAGAAUUGUACAGUACAAAAGUAUAAAAUCAAGUGGAUUGGGUGGCUUUUGCUGGUGCAAGGACCCUGUUAUGUUAGCAGAACAGAACCUUUGAAUUUUGGUAUCUGCUGAGAUUAAAUUCUGAUCUGAGCCCUGUGUGAGAAUGUUCUUGCAAAGACAUGCCUGAAGCAGUUGCAUGGAGAAAGAAGCUUCAGCUGGCAGUUUUCUUAUUAAUCUAGGGUAGCAGUUGAGAGGAAGGAUUCACAGCAUCUGUUUUUUGUCCAGUAGGAGAUUGGUAGCAUAUACUUAAAUGAAAAUCUCUUCAGUUACGAAGCUGUCUUAUACUGAGAAGAUCAUUGGUCUGUCGAGGUCAGCAUUGUCUACUUUGACUGGCAGUGGUUAGGGAGAGGUAAUUCAAAUCACCUCAUACCCAAUCCUUUUAACCAUAAUUUCCAGGAAUUAAACCUAAGACUUUCUGCAUGCCAUGUGGAUUAAGCAAUGGCCCGUAGGCAGUGUGAAAGAAUUUCCAGACGGUCCAUGCUUCCCAGAUACUUGAGUCUAUAUGACCCUUCACUCCAUCCUCAGUUGUGAAAGUGGCAAAUGCAGAAACCAAUAUAUAGCUUUGUGCUGUAUUUGUGGGACUCCGGCCCUUUCAGCAUGGGCCAAUAAAAGUGGGGGGAAGGCGGGUUACAUGAACCCACCCUUGCCCCAGCCCCUUCGCACGGCUGGCUGACCUGCAAACAGCCAGUUCUUUGGAUGGGGCGCGUGUCUUCACACAAAAGUGCUUCCCCCCUCCCCUGCCUGCAUUUUUCACCAUGCAGGACUGACCACCACCCCAAGACCAUGAUGUGUGGCUCCGCAUAUGGGAGCCAGGGAAGGGAUUUUUGACUAUCGCAUUAUGUGCGAUUCUCUUGUUUUAACGCGGCUCACAGUGCUGCAAACCGUGUUAAAACAAAAGAAUCACACAUAACGUGAUUCUCAAAAAACCCAAGGGGAUGGGAACAUGAAGCAGACCUGUGUUAGGAUUGAUAUGUGUGAAGUUCCCCUCCAACCCAGGUGUUUUACUGGUGUUAUCUUGGUUUAAUUGGCCCGUGUGGAAAGGGCAUCCGGCUUGCAGCCACAGCCCUCUUGGAAGCCACAUGCCAGCAGCAUGCUAUUAAAAGAUUGUUAUACAAGAAGCUUUUACAAGGGUAAUAAUCAUCUGUGAAUUACUCGUGAGCAGCUGUAGCUGAAGAAAACAGCCUGAAAUACUUUGAUGGAAAUCUAGACUAUCUUAUGGGAAAGGAGUUUGUAGGGAUGCACUGUUACCUUGAACUCUGUAGCUUUGAACUGAUAACUCUCGUUAGUGUAAAUUUGUUCCCUUACUAUUACCUUAAUAUUUAUCUCCUUUCAUUCUAACGGCAAGUUAAAGAAAUGAUCAUGAAAUCUGAUCAGAAUAUUUCUAGUGUAUAAAAAUAUGACCAGAUAUUCCAUUGCUUCUAAAAAUCUUUCAUCGUAUUACAAAAAUUACCAGUUGUGCCUGUUCUUAAUUUUCAUGUCUAAUAGAUACUACCAUCCAAACAUUUUGAUCUAACCCAAAUCUGAGACAAAGAGUCCCAUUCAGGGUGGGGGAGGGAUCCACCAGUGGAAGCGGUUGGCCGUUCGCUGUGUUAACACUGUUUGCUGGGAAUUCAGACUUGCUCCCUCUGUUGAGCCCCAUAGAGGCUUCUUGGCAGCAGGGAGGUUUUUUCACUUUUCGAGCCUCUCCGUGCCUCCAGGAAGCCUCAUUGGGGGGUGGCCAGGUGCCCGGUUCUUGGAUGGGGCUGUAAAUUAAAUCUCUGUCCUUCCUAUUUCUUGUAAGAGAAGAAUACUUAAAAAAACAACAACCCUGAAAGGAUGUUCUGGUGUUAAGAAUUAGAAUAUUCUUUCUGUUUAGUGAAGAUGUAAUACUGACAUGUUUAAUUUUGAACUUUAUUGUACAUAGAAUUUUAUUAUGAAUUUUACCCUUUUACAUAUGAGACUGAGAAGCCUUGCAUAAUCAGAACUGCAGAUAUACCCUGUAGGCAGAGCAGGUAUGAAUGGCACAUGCAAUCUACUGUGUACUAGAACAAUGAUUCUAAUUUGUAAAUUUUUUUAGGAAAAUAAAGGUUUCAAAAUAUUUAAACCAGUCAGAGUUUUCUUACUGUUGGCUGAAAGAAAUGUUCAUAUAACUGCUUGAUUUUGGAUUAUGCUUAUUUAAUCUAUGCAAUCAUGCCAGUAUGUUCUGCAACAUUUCAGAUAUGAAACCCUCUAGUUUUCUGUUAAAUAUUUUUUUCCAUUCCUUCACUUCCAUUCUUCAUUUUGCUUUUAUGUCUUGCCUUUUAAAAUAGUGGCAGAGGAAUAACAGGCUUCAAUUCGAAUAGGUUUACAUUUAGUAAAUUUUGUAGAUCAGUAUCUUGGAGAAAAAUACUUUGUACGUUAUCAACUGGAAUAAUUUGCUUGAGCCUUAUAAUUUACUUUCUGGGCGUGUUUCCUUUCUCUUUUUUUGUUACUGUGUCCUGAUGGUUAUCUGUAACUUAAUAUUACGUUUUUGAAAAUAAACUGGAAACUCUAAAUCUGCAAAUUUGAACAGUAUGCAAUAUGGAAUGUUACUAUAAAUACAACAGAUUAAAACUAAUAAAGCUAUUUUACAGUGA
This is a messenger RNA of Sphaerodactylus townsendi, 5985 nucleotides long. RefSeq names its product karyopherin subunit alpha 5 (gene KPNA5). The record is from RefSeq and is a predicted model, not a curated record. Gene Ontology annotation, molecular function: protein binding; nuclear import signal receptor activity. The transcript has 14 exons. Gene Ontology annotation, cellular component: nucleus; nucleoplasm; cytoplasm. Bases 109 to 1728 code for a protein of 539 amino acids. Gene Ontology annotation, biological process: NLS-bearing protein import into nucleus. Lineage: Eukaryota; Metazoa; Chordata; Lepidosauria; Squamata; Sphaerodactylidae.